AUGGGCAACACGAAAACUAAAAUACACAUCCCUCCCGAUCAGUUGCAAGAGUACAGUACGAUCAGCGGCUUAUCUGAAAGAGAAGUUCGAGAUUUUCUACAAGUCUUCUUAUCGGAAUAUCCUUCUGGUGAAGUUACUAAAGAAGAUUUUGUUGAGGAAAACAUUAAAGCACAUGGAGGCCAUUUACAGAUGUGGAAUCAUAUCUUUAAUGUGCUAGAUAAGGAUGAAAAUGGACUUUUGGAUGCCAAAGAUUUUCUAAUUGCUUGCAACAUUGGAGUAAAUGGAACCCCAGAGGAGAAAUUGUACUUUGCUUUUAAAGUUUAUGAUAUAGAUGGCAAUGGUUAUAUUGAUUACUUUGAGUUUUCGCAGUUGUUUCAUUUUACAUUUGGUAAUUUUCAAAUAUCUGACAAUUCACUCGGAUCAGAGCAGGAUUUUGCCAUGGAAGAUAAAGAAUUGUCUGAAAAGUGUCGCAAAAUCUUUUCACGUCUCGACAAGAACGAAAGAGGUAAAAUUUCAAUGCCAGAGUUUGUACACGGCUUGCGUGACGAUCCUGUGAUGAUUGCAAGCUUUACUUUGUUUUAA
Molecule: messenger RNA, 582 nt
Organism: Naegleria fowleri
Lineage: Eukaryota; Heterolobosea; Eutetramitea; Acrasida; Naegleriidae
Exons: 3
Coding region: 1-582 (193 amino acids)
Molecular function (GO): calcium ion binding
Source: RefSeq, a predicted model, not a curated record